AUGGGUGGAACAAUUGACACAUCAGUGAACAAAGGACGCGGACCAAAUGUUUACCGACUUCAUGGUCACAAUUGUCAUCGGAUUGGCAGUUUACUUCCUCCUCCAGGAAAAUCUCCUAAAUACAAUCAACUUGAAAAGAGAACAGGUAAAUUACCAAAAUCAAAAAUCCUACGAGAUGAUAUUGUGGAAGAUAUCAAAAACAUGCUAAAUGAUUUUAAUCCAUACUCGAAGAUUCUGAGAACAACCAAAGAUCGUUUUCAAGACACAGCUUCGUCAAAUGUUCAGCUAAAGUUGAUUUCAAGGCGAACUGCAUGUGCUCAAAGUGGUAAAACAUACAAUCUUCCUACUACAUCAGAAGUUGCUGCCUUAUAUGUUGGGGAUUUCGAUCUAGAAAUGGAGCCAAGAGACAUUAUUUUGGAAACAAUGGAAGGGAAAUUAAAAAGAAUCAGUGAACUUCACGCUGGAUAUCUUCCAUUACAAUAUCCACUUUUGUUUCCUUUUGGAGAAGAUGGUUACCAUAUUUAUCUAGAACUCAAGAGGACUACAUCAGGAUCCACAAAUCCACGUACCAGGCUCAACCAAAAGGCUUUACGUGUUAAUAAAUACGUAAACGUCGAGGCGGCUGCUGAUAAAGGAAACAUGAACACCUCAAAGGUUGGUAGGCGAAUGGUUCUACCAUCUACUUUUAUCGGUAGCGCACAAUGUACGCAGGAAAUAUAUAUGGAUGCAAUGGCAGUUUGUCAGCACUUUGGAUAUCCUGAUCUAUUUAUUACUUUCACUUGCAAUCCAAAAUGGCCAGAAAUCACAAGAUACCUACAAGCUCGAGGUCACCAAUCAACAGACAUAGCUGAUAUUGUGUCUAGAAUCUUCAAGAUUAAGCUAGACACUUUGAUUGUUGAUAUAAAAAAAAAUAAUGUUUUUGGUCCUGCAACAGCAGUUUUGUACACUAUAGAAUUUCAGAAAAGAGGACUGCCACAUGUCCAUAUUCUACUAUUUUUACAGAAGGGAUCAAAACUGAUAACAACUGAUGUCAUUGACAAUGUUAUUUCUGCUGAAAUUCCAGACGAAGCAACAAAUCCAACACUCUACAAUGUUGUCAAAGAAUUUAUGAUACAUGGACUAUGUGGGGUUGCAAAUCCACAUUCACCAUGUAUGGAUAAAGGAAAGUGCACGAAAAAGUUUCCUAAAGAGUUCAACAGCAGCACUUGCAUCAACAAAGAUGGAUUCCCAGUUUACAAGCGAAGAGAUGAUGGUCGAUCAGUUGAGAAAAAUGGAACUUUGCUAGACAACCGAUAUAUCGUUCCUUACAACCCAUAUCUACUCUUGAAGUAUCAAGCUACAGCAAAGGACAAUCUAAAAAGAAAUGAUGUUGAGCUGCACAAUCAAGUAGAAAAUGAUGGAUCUUCAGACCCGGUAGUAGAACCAGUUAUAGAUGAAAUUAAGCGUUUCUAUGAUUUCAGGUACAUUGCACCGUGUGAAGCUGCUUGGAGGAUUUUUGGAUUUGAAAUACAUUAUAGUAGCGUUCAUAUUCAAAGACUGAAUAUUCAUCUAGAAGGAGAGCAUAUUGUAUGUUACGACGAGGAUGAAGAUGUUGAUGAUGUCCUAGCUAAAGAAGGAAAUCAAACCUCGCAUUUGUUAGAGUCGAUGAAAAUUAACAGCUCGGAAGAUGAGGAAUUAGCAUUCGCAAAAUAA
This is a messenger RNA of Camelina sativa (false flax), 1692 nucleotides long. The record is from RefSeq and is a predicted model, not a curated record. NCBI's taxonomy places the organism in Eukaryota, Viridiplantae, Streptophyta, Magnoliopsida, Brassicales, Brassicaceae.